AUGGACGACGAUCCUCGAUAUUUCACACCUAUGUCUCCCGCGCGUCGGCACUCCUCUAGCGCAGAAGCGCGCGACAGUCUCAAUCUCCCAUCUGGAAUCUUGCGACAGGGUUCUCCUAACCAUGACGAAAGAAGAUGGACUAUGCUCGAACAGGCGGACAAUCCAGUUCGCUUUCUUCAUCACCUGCCAUACAUCAAACGUCAACGACAGCAUCUGCAGAGACUAAGGGUACGCGCAAGAGAUCAACGAGAUGAGAUGAGGUCGACGAGGCGACGACUGCACCACAUCACGUCGGAGCUCCUGAAAGCGACCCAAGACUUCUCAUCUACAGGACAGGUCAGCCACGAUAUCGCCAAACAAUUCCAAGAUCUGGAGCUGGUUAUAAAAGAGAUGGAUUCGCAGGAGAUUGACAAUGAUGCACUGGAAAGCGAUCUUAUCCCCGCGGAGUGGAAGCUCAAGGAGGCGGAAACGGCGUUGUACGACCAGAUUCUCGGGACACCAGCUUCUGACAUGAAUGGGUCUGAUCGGGAGAGCUUGUUGACACCCAGGACUCCGCAUCAUAGCCCACCUUCCCAUCCAGCAGGUCUGGUGAUGGCGCAGCCUCGUGGAGCAACGGCGAAAGACCGCAUCUCGGCGCUGACAUCGAGCGAUCAAGAAGUGAGGGAUCGUCUGGCAAUCUUGGAAAAAGACCAUGCGGCGCUUUUGCAGCAUGUGGCCAUGCGAGCAGAGGCGGGAAUGCCCCCAGACGACUAUUCGCAGCAACUACUGGACACUUUUCCGCAACGGCGCGGCCAACUGUGGAAAGAGUUAGCCCACAUUGCAGAGCAACGCAGUGCUCUUGAAGAGGCUUUCCCAACCAAUUCCCCCCCACCUUUCAAGGCAUCUGAUAUUUUCUUUGGACUGGAUCAAUUUUUUGGUGUCGACACUAAUGUUAGCACACAGGAUUCGAGGCCGGACGGCGAUGAGGCCAUGUCUCUAUCUUUGCAGUCCGAAGACGACGAAACGCGCGCCGACGACAUCGCGCCUUUCCUAUCACAGCCUGUUUGGGACGGGUUAUCACAUUCCCCGGAUUCAAUGCAACUCGAUUCCGUUUCCCAUGUACUCAUCCCCACUUUCUUCUGGGACGUGCGCGACCCCGUUACGGACAACUUUUCGAAUUUCAUUUCCAUGUGGAUUCUCAGGUGUCUUCAGUCGUCAUGGUGGUCUUUCGUCCGGUUCGCCUUCGAAAGUGGUCUUGAUGACAAGUUCUCGUACAAGACAAUUGCAAGCUAUAUGAAGAAAACGUGGUUUGGCCCAGGGGUGGUUCCUCCGCGUCCGCUUGCGCUCAGUGAGAAACCUGAGAGUGUGAAUACCUCUCAGCUGCCCUAUCACGACAGCUUCACUCGUUCCCCGGACUCAAAUCUCACGCAGGAGCAAGGGUGGGAAAGCCACUACCCGAAGAGACGCCAUCGGUCUGUCGACUCGGCAGCUUCCAGGCCUCGGCGAGGGACCGGCGUUCACGGCCGAGCAAAGACACAAUGA
Molecule: messenger RNA, 1521 nt
Organism: Rhinocladiella mackenziei CBS 650.93
Lineage: Eukaryota; Fungi; Ascomycota; Eurotiomycetes; Chaetothyriales; Herpotrichiellaceae
Exons: 1
Coding region: 1-1521 (506 amino acids)
Source: RefSeq, a predicted model, not a curated record